This is a messenger RNA of Beta vulgaris subsp. vulgaris (sugar beet), 4425 nucleotides long. RefSeq lists its product as uncharacterized. Lineage: Eukaryota; Viridiplantae; Streptophyta; Magnoliopsida; Caryophyllales; Amaranthaceae. The coding region runs from base 1 to 4425 and encodes 1474 amino acids. Gene Ontology annotation, molecular function: catalytic activity. The record is from RefSeq and is a predicted model, not a curated record. The transcript has 5 exons.
AUGUCAUCAAUUUGGUGGCAAUUUCUAAGCUGGUCAUCUGAGGAUGAUGAUAAGGAGUCUGGAUGCUCAUUGAGUCAAGAGGUAUCGAAUCAGGAUAAGGCAAACUUUGAGGCUGCUAGAACUCGUCUCUCGGAUUGGAUUGCAUCGAUUCAAACUCCGGUGAGACAAUCUGGACCUUCUAAAGUCAAUCCUUCUCCUCAUCCUAUGCAACAACUAAAUAGUAAUGUGGGUAAUGUAUGGAGUAGCUCAUUAUUUGGACACCUUCAUAAGGAGGGUUUGGAUUUAACUAUCAAUACUGAUAAAUGUGCUGAUAACGAUGAUGUUCUUAAAAUUACCAGUGAAGAUGUGGACCCUGAAAUAACAUAUUGGCAAUCUGCGAUUGUAUGUUACAUUUUAGGUGUUAAACCGCCAUUCCGAAUUAUUGAAGGAUUCAUUAGGAGGGUAUGGGGUAAAUAUGGUGUUGCGAAGGUGGCCAUGAUGAAUAACGGAGUGUUUGUGGUUCGGUUUAAGACGGUAGAGGAUAAGAUGAAGGCGAUGCAGGGGGGACCUAUUCUAUAUGAUCGAAAACCGGUGAUUAUGCAGGAAUGGACACCUGAUUUGGACCUCUUAAAUGCAGAUAUUAAGGUGGUUCCAACAUGGAUAAAAUUACCUGGGCUACCGUUGAAAUACUGGGGUCAGUCUACUCUUCAUAAGCUGGCCAGUAAGGUGGGAAAAGCCAUUAGAACUGAUAGGGCCACGGCCCAGAAGGAUAUAUUGGAGUAUGCUCGAAUUCUGGUAGAGGUGAAUAUAGGCCAGGAGUUUCCUAAGGAAAUAGUGUUUGAAAACGAGAAAGGUGUUCUUAUGACUCAAAUAGUGCAAUAUGAAUGUUUGCCUAUUUUUUGUGAUGAUUGUAAGGGGAUUGGACAUACAGCAGAAGCAUGUAGGCAGAAGAGAUUUGAACUGGCCAAGAAGAAAAUUCAGCCUAUGCAAAAGUGGGUUCCCAAGAAUACUGGAGUGAUUGGGAAGCCUGCAGUGACUGAUACAGUGAAUAAAACGAGGAAUCUGGAUUCUAUUGCUGAGGAUGUGGAUGAAGAGGUGAAUAUUAUUACUGUUACUGAAGUGGAUAAAGGAGAAUCUACUGCAAUGGCAGUGGAGAACAAUCAAGCCAAGAAGUCUGGGCAGAAAUCAGAGGAUAAUGCUGGUGUGGAGCAAGGAGAUAGGGGUGAACCAAGUGGAAUGAAAAUAGGAGAUAUUCAAUGUUUGUUUGGUUUAUUGGAGACAAGGGUUAGGAGUCAGAAUUUUGCUAAGGUAUUUGCAAGAUUCGGGGGUAUGUGGAGUAUUGCUACUAAUUAUCAGUGUCACAAGGGUGGUAGAAUCUGGUUAUUGUGGUUACCUUCUAAAUUUGUUGUGAAUAUCAUUGAAUGCACUAGUCAGUUCAUUCAUUGUGAUGUAUUGCAAUUGAAUUCAGGGAAGAAAUGGUUUGUUACUAUGGUUUAUGGGCUGAAUGACAGUAAAGAUAGGAAGCAGUUGUGGGAGGGGCUCAAAAAAUUGAGUAAAAAUGUGAAUGAAGCGUGGGUGGUGGGAGGAGAUUUCAAUAAUGUUCUCCACCUCAAUGAAAGAAUUGGAUCAGCAAUCACUCUGGAGGAGGUCAUGGAGUUUCAGCAGUGCCUUAGAACUUGCUCUCUUCAGGAACAAACUAAUACAGGACCGUUUUACACAUGGUCCAAUAAGCAAGAGGGGGAUGAUAGGGUAUUUUCUAGGAUUGACAGGAUUGUGGUGAAUGAUAGAUGGAUGGAGGUAUUUCCAGACUCAGUUAGCAUGUUUUUCCCUGAAAGCAUCUCAGAUCACUGUCCAUGUUUGGUUAAAUUGCUGAGUACUAGUCAUAACAAACCUAAACCCUUUAGGUUUUUUAAUAUGUGGACUCAGUCAGACAGAUUCAUAAGUAAGGUGCAGGAGGUGUGGCAAGAGGAUGUUUCUGGAGUCCCCAUGUUUCGGAUAGUUAGGAAGCUGAAGAAACUAAAGAAGUCCCUAAAAGAGCUGAAUAGGGAUAAAUUUGCAGACAUUGAGAAGCAAGCUGAUGAAGCUUACACUAAACUACUGCAAGCUCAGCAGCAGGUUCAUGAAGACCCUCUGAAUAAGCAGCUAUAUGUCCUUGAGGAGGGUGCCAGGAAAGAAUACCUUGCAUUGAACAAAGCUAGACUCAGCUUUCUUCAACAAAAGGUUAAGCAGGAGUGGAUUAAGAAUGGUGAUGCUAAUACAGGAUAUUUUCAUGCCUGUAUUAAGCAAAGGAGAUGUCAGAAUAAGGUGUGCAGGAUUAAAAAUAGUGAUGGUGAGUGGAAGGAGACUGGUGAGGAGAUUGAUGAAGCUUUUCUGGAGUUUUAUAAGAAGCUACUUGGUACUGAAAAGUCUGCUAUCAAACAUGUUAGUAGCAGUGUAAUCCAGGAAGGCAAUGUGGUAACUGAGAACCAGCAAGAAAGCCUGUGUGCUCCAUUCACAGGUGAAGAUGUCAAAGCUGCAUUCUUUGAUAUUGAAGACAAUAAGGCCCCAGGCCCUGAUGGGUACACUAGUUGUUUUUUCAAGAAGGCUUGGCCUUGCAUUGGAGAGGAUAUCAUCAAUGCUGUGCUUAAUUUCUUUCAAACAGGUAAACUUCUGAAACAACUAAAUACCAUAACUCUAUGCCUUAUUCCUAAAGUUGAACAACCUAUAGAUGUAUCUCAAUUCAGACCUAUAGCUUGUUGCAAUGUAAUGUAUAAAGCAAUUUCAAAAAUGCUUUGUAGUAGAUUGAAAGUUGUUCUACCUAGCCUAGUUGAUCAAGUGCAAAGUGCUUUUGUGGCUAAUAGAGUAAUUAUGCAUAACAUCUUUAUCUGUCAAGAUAUGCUAAAGAAUUAUAAAAGAAAGAGUGCUCCUGCCAGGUGCACACUGAAAGUAGACUUGAAGAAGGCAUAUGACUCCUUGAAUUGGGAGUUCAUCAGAGAAUUGCUCAUUGGGUUAAAUUUUCCUGAAAGAUUUAUUCACUGGAUUAUGGAAUGUCUCACUACUCCUUCCUACUCAUUGAGUGUUAAUGGGGGGCUGAAUGGUUUUUUUCAAGGCAAAAGAGGGAUUAGACAGGGAGAUCCUAUCUCUCCUUUAAUUUUUGUUCUUGCUAUGGAGUACUUUACAAGAUUGAUGAAGAAAAUGAGUCAUAGAGUGGAGUUUAAAUUUCAUCAUAGAUGUGAACAAUUGAAGAUUCAUCAUCUGAUUUUUGCUGAUGACUUGAUGCUGUUUAGUAAAGGUGAUAUUCAGUCAGUAGUGCUUCUAGUGAGAACCUUAAAAGCCUUUGCUGAGUCUUCUGGAUUAGAAGCAAGUCCUGAAAAAACUGCUAUCUACUUUGGUAAUGUAAAGGAGGUGGAUCAAAAUAGAAUACUUCAAAUUACUGGGUAUAGAAAAGGGAUCUUUCCUUUUCGAUACUUGGGUGUUCCCAUCACUUCUAAGAGAUUGAACAAGGCAGAUUGUGAUAUUUUGGUGGAUAGGAUGCUUAAAAGAAUCAUGUGUUGGAGUUCAAGGCAUCUUUCAUAUGCAGCAAGAACAACUCUUGUAAAUGCUGUCCUUAUGAGCAUUCACACUUACUGGGCUCAAAAUUUCCUUCUGCCUAAGUGUGUUCUACUCAGAAUUAACCAAGUUUGCAGAGCUUUUCUUUGGGAGGGCAAAGUGGUGUUGAAUAAAGCUCCCCCUGUGGCUUGGGACUGGGUGUGUAAAGGGAAAAAGAAAGGUGGAUUAGGUGUUCAGGACUGUAUGAAAUGGAACAUUGCAGCUAUUGGGAAAUUUGUAUGGCAAAUUGCACAAAAACAAGAUCUUCUUUGGAUCAAAUGGGUUCACUGUGUAUACUUAAAAGAGAUUGAUUGGUGGGAAUAUCAAAUUUCCCCCAAUGCUAGCUGGAUAUGGAGAUGUAUAUGCAAGGUGAAGGAAGUCUUUAAAGAAGCAUAUUCCACCAAUAACUGGUUGACUGGCCAGCAUCCAUAUACUGUUAAAGAGGGAUAUCAGUGGCUUCAAGGCUCACAGGAGGAUGUGCCCUGGCACUAUUGGGUUUGGAAUUCAUCAAACAUUCCUAAACACUCAUUCAUUGCUUGGCUAGUCAGCUUGGGGAAGUUAAAAACAAGAGUUAUAUUGGCUAAGGCUGGUAUCUGUCAAGAUACCUCAUGCUUGCUGUGCUGCACAGGUGAAGAUUCAUGCCAGCAUUUAUUUUUUCAGUGUCCUUACAGUGUUAUUAUUAGUCAGAAGGUAAUGGGAUGGAUUGUUUAUCAUAUAUGGAGAGCUCGGAAUUAUGCCCUAUGGAAUGAUGCUGUAUUGCUACCUGAUGACUUAGCAAGGAACAUUCAACUUGAUGUGUGUGGUAGAUACAAGAGCCUGAUAGAUAUCAAAUGGAAUGAUGAGGAUAAAUGUGCUGUACUACUUUGGCUUUGGUUGUAA